GGUGAGGCCAGCCAUGAUGGACGGAUUAGAAACAGUGGCACUGAAGAGACAACAGGAAGCAGAGCUGGAGGUGGCGGAAAUGAAGAUGUUGAGGUUCGUUCUCGGAGUGACCAGGUUGGAUAAAAUUAGAAAAGAGCUCAUCAGAAGGACAGCCGAGGUUCGAUGUUUUGGAGACCAAGUUAGAGAGAGCAGACUUGGAUGGUUUGGACACGUCCAGAGGAGAGAGUGAGUGAGUGAGUAUAUUGGUAGAAGGAUGAUGAGGAUGGAGCUGCCAGGCAAGAGAGCUAGAGGAAGACCAAAGAGAAGGUUGAUGGAUGUCGUGAGGGAAGACAUGAGGGCAGUUGGUGUUCGAGGAGGAUGAUGCAGGAGAUAGGCUUACAUGGAAAAGGAUGACGCGCUGUGUCGACCCCUAACGGGACAAGCCCAAAGAAAAAGAAGACAACUAUUGUGUUGCACAUUUAAAAACAGAACUACUGUAAAUUGCUGCUCAAAUGAAAACCUGAUGCUUUCUAUGACAUCGGAGUGUCGUUGUGAAGCAUGGCUAGAUCGAUUUGGCCUUGCCAGACAUAUUGAGGUGUCAAGUGUAACUACAUGCUGGCAGUGAGUAAAAGCGGGCGAGCGCCACGUCACCAUGUCGGCGACACGAGCUGAGAGCGGCUCUCGGCCGCAGGUCCGCUGGGGCGAUUUUCACGGCAACACGAUGGAGGACAUUUCAGAGCAUUUCGGAAUGAGCGAAACUAUGGAAAAACAACAAAGUUACGAGGAGAUGUUCGCGCACAGAUACUCGUCAGAGGACCGAGAGUACCAGGAGUACGUGAACAGGCCGGCUGAUCCUCCUCCAAUCGUGGAGGACUGGAGAGGUCGUGGGGGCGGAAACCAUCGAGGAAGAGACAGAAGGUACCAGGACCGUCAAGGGGGUCGCGGCUGCGGUGGAGGCCAAGAGUGGGGGGGGGGCCGCUCUGGAAGGGGAGAGCAUCACAGGCAGCAGCAAGACAGAGACCGGUACGGGGGGCAUGAUCGUGGCUCUCAACCAAACUCCUAUCAGGAAAACUCCUCGCACUAUCAUAGGCCUCGUUAUGACAGGUACUGAUCUCUGUUAUUAGGAUGAAAUCAUUUGUAUGCGUGGCAAUGUUGUAGCUGGCGGGUUUUUUUAUUUGACGUUUGACCACAGUUUCAUACUGUGUCAACAAUGUUUGUAUUCUCAUCAUUCGCCUUGGGUAUACAGUACAUGGAAAUUUGGCUUUAAAAAAAAAUAAUAAUAAUCAAUGCUUGCAGAAAUACAGUGUUUGAAGAUAUUGUGGAUAUUGUCUGCUAGCUGUUAAAUCCAUGAUGUAGUUCAUGACACAUUUUACUGACGAUUGUAUGUGAACUAUUAACAAUUAGCAUGUAGCUUCAUGUGUGCUGACUGUUUAAGGUUGUCAAAGUUGCUCACUAUGAACCGUUAUGAAUAAAGUGCUACCUUGACUUA
Molecule: messenger RNA, 1468 nt
Organism: Phyllopteryx taeniolatus (common seadragon)
Lineage: Eukaryota; Metazoa; Chordata; Actinopteri; Syngnathiformes; Syngnathidae
Product: RNA guanine-N7 methyltransferase activating subunit-like
Exons: 3
Coding region: 632-1090 (152 amino acids)
Biological process (GO): RNA 5'-cap (guanine-N7)-methylation
Molecular function (GO): RNA binding
Source: RefSeq, a predicted model, not a curated record